Musca domestica (house fly) is the source of this 2968-nucleotide messenger RNA. Its product is annotated as PTB domain-containing adapter protein ced-6-like. NCBI's taxonomy places the organism in Eukaryota, Metazoa, Arthropoda, Insecta, Diptera, Muscidae. The record is from RefSeq and is a predicted model, not a curated record. Bases 821 to 2377 code for a protein of 518 amino acids. The transcript has 6 exons.
AAUUUAGUCUCGUUUUGGACGGUAGCGGUGAUCAUUCAUUCAGCUUUGCUUUGAGUCUGGUUCGCGCAUAGAAAGAAAAAAAGAGACCCAAAACCUCCAUAGAAAACCACCAGUUGUAAAGGUUUUUUUUUUGGUUUUUCUGUCUCAUUGUUGGUGUUGUUGCCGUUGCUACCUAUCGUGAUAUUUCUCGUUAUGCGUUGUUGGUGUUUUUAUUUUUUCUGUGAUUCAUGAAUCGAAUUGAAAAAAGUGCAAAGACCAUUACAAUUACAACAAUUAAAGAAGAAGAGGAAAAAAAGGUUCAAGAAGAAAUACAAAAGAUAACUGGUUUUUCUUCUCCAAAAAAAUCCAAACAAGAAAAUUUCAGCAAAGAAUAACGAGUGCAAAAAGACAUUGAAACUAAAUUUAUUUGAAACAAAAAUUUGAUUGUGAAACAGUUUAGAGAAAAGCAAAAAUUACAUUCAUAAAAUUAACAAAAUUAUCAAAAUUUCCAUCUCCCCACCAACAACAAGAAAAAAAAACGGCAGACAAAGGCCUCAUCUAUCAAGGCAGUCAGUCGUCUGUGGUGGUUAACAAAGCAACCGAUACAAAUUACACCAGUCGUCAUUAAAACAACAAAUCAAAAGAAUCAAUCCGGCAAGUUAAACGAGCAAACGAACAAUAAAAGGAAAGCUGAAAUCUCCAAUUUUGGUAAAAAUACCAGAAGGCUUGAAAACAACGCAAAACUGAAAUAUAUUCGGCUGACAAAUAAAAAAUACCCAAUUCACCUUUAAAAAUAUAACUUACUCAAUUCGAAACGUUGAUCGUUUAGUCAGUCCACAGAAUGGAGAAGACAGCAAAAAUAUCACAAUUAAAAUUUUGGAACAAGCAGAACAACAACACAAGCAAGGACAAAGAUAAGGAUGCUGAAGUGACUGAAACUAAAAAUGGUGCUAACAAAGAGGAUUCGAAGGCAGGAAAACGCAACUGGUUGCACACACCCGAAGCCCUUAUAAAUGGUCAUGUUGUCUAUCUAGUCAAGUUCUUUGGCAAUGUCCCGGUUGACCAGCCCAAGGGCAUUGAAGUCGUCAAGGAUACCAUACGCAAACUGCAAUUUGCCCAACAAAUGAAAAAAGCCGAAACGGGUACUCAAGAGAAAUUCAAGAAAGUCGAAAUCACUAUUAGUGUAGAUGGUGUAGCGGUGCAGGAGCCCCGCACCCAAAAGAUUCUACAUCAAUUCCCAUUGCACAAUAUCUCGUAUUGUGCCGACGAGAAGGGUGUCAAGAAAUUCUUUAGUUUUAUUGCAAAAACUGUGAAACCAACAUCGGGAGAUAACACUUCGAACGGCCGUGGCAGUAGUCCCGAUGGUUCAACACAAUCCUCAUCGACUGCCGAGGAUACACACGAGUGUUUUGUGUUCAUAUCGAAUAAGUUGGCAUCGGAUAUCACAUUGACCAUUGGUCAGGCAUUUGAAUUGGCAUUUAGAAAAUAUGUCAGCUCCACGGAAAAAACAGAACUGGGUAAGGCCCAGCAACAGAUUGCCGAUUUGGAGAAAACUGUAAAUAUCUACAAGAAUCGGCUGAGAGAUCUCUCUGCAAAAUUGGCCAAAUCAGAUUUGGAUGCCUAUUUGUUUAAACAAAAUAUCAAAGAUAUUCUGGAAGUACCAGCACAGACUAUUACCACAAAUGGUGAUGUGUCCACUCAGAAUCUUACCAAUGGUUCGAAUGGUCUAACAAAUCACGAUGAUAAGACCCUGUUGAUUGAUACCAAUUCGAAUUCAUCAAACUCCUUGAAAUCAUCGCUAUUCUUACCCGCUGUACCGCCACGUAACAACAACAACGCCAACACCAAGUCCAUGAAUAAUAAUGCCCAAAAAAUGGAAGAGCUAUUAUUGAAUUCCGAUUCGGAUAGUGAUUUUGACCCACGUGCAGAGGAGUCAACAGAUGGCAAUAGCACUGGUAGUGGUAAAAAUAUAAGUAAUGAUUUGUUUGGCUUCGAGCCAUCCAAUUCGUUUGGCCAACAAUUGUUCUAUAACAACAAUGAUAAUAAAUUCCAUAAUAACAAUAACAACAACAACAAUACCAGCAUUAUUAGUAAUAACACAUUCAGUGAAUUGACCAUAACACCACCAUUGUUGGCUCCACCACCCAAAGUAUCGGCCUCACGUCGCAGUACCUCGGUAACCAACAGCAACAAUAGCACUUCACCAAAUGCCAUUAACAAUUUAUUGACCAAUGGCAACAUUACAACCAACAAUAACAAUCUUGCCGAUCUUUUUGGUUCGGAUCCCUUUGAUACAUCCAACACUGGCACCCACCAUCAAAGUAUUUUCCCCCAGAAACUGAGUAAAAUCUCUGUAGAUGAUUUCACUUUGGAAAGUUUGGAUCCCCUAAGGAAAUGAUUUGUUGCUUCAUGGAGAAACAAAAUGAGAGCAUGGUAGCCAGUUUGUUUUUUGUUUGUAAAGUUAAUCUACAUUCAGGGAGAGAUCGAGCGAUCGAGCGAUCCUCCCACAAUAUUGAGAUGUGUAAUGUUGUCAAAUAUAUUCUAAACUAUAUAAAUUGUAUAAUGAAUAGCUUACUCCCACUGCGUCCCUAUGAUUUCCUAACCCCCAACCCCCAAAAUAUCUCUUCUCUCAUUUCUCUCCUCCUCUCUAAAUAAUGUUUUGUUAAUUUAAGUUACAACAAAUGGAACUUUAUUCGUAUAAUGUUAGUUAUGUAUUUAUGUUGAAUGUAUGUGUGAUUGGAUACAAGUGAUUAUGAACCCUUACUCCGCACCACCUAAAACAGGAAAGAGAAAUUCGUUUUGAUCGGCCUUCUAUUAUAACCCCCCAGUAUUUUAGAAGAACAAAAAAUAUAAGUGUGGAAUGUUAUCGAAAAUCAAAUUUAGCCCAAUUUGAAUAUUGUAUUUGUAUUUUGUAUAAAAUAAAUAAUAUAAUUAUAAUAAUAUUAAUCGUUUAUUUGAUAAAUAAGAAUAAAUUUAUAAAAAAAAUAAA